GAUUCUCUACCAUUAUAUAACAAUUUAGGUAAUAUUAUCUUAGAUGGUAAUAUUACAGACCUUUUAGAUGUAAGUCAAGUUGUAUCAUAUAAGUUUCCACCAUUCACACCACCAAUUGUAAAUUAUUAUGAAAAGUCGCCAAAAAUAUUGUCAUAUAAAAAAAACCCUGUUGUACAUGAUAUUGAUGUAAAUACUAUAAGAGUGUAUUUUACUGAUGAUGUACCAGAUAAUCAAAUAUGUAAUAAUCUUGUAGAUGAAAAUGAUCUAAUUUUACAAAAUUUUAUCAAUAAUUUAUUUUCACCAGUACUUAAAAUUAAUAUUAUUGUACAAUUAUUUGUACAGUAUAAAAAAGAACAUAAAUUAAAUAUAAAAAUUAAUAGACUUAAAUCUAUACUACCAAUGUACAGAUAUUACAUUGUAAAUGGGCCAUUUAGAAAAUGUUGGGUACCAUUUGGAUAUGAUCCUAAAAAAGAUAAACAGAAUUAUAAAUAUCAAAUUAUAGACUUGAGGGCAGAAGGAACAUUCUUCCAUUUAUUUGAAAAAGAUACAAUAAUUAAGGAGGUAGAAAAUAAUCUUGAAUGGUAUGUUAAAGAUGACUGUGAUAUAAAGAAUUGA
Molecule: messenger RNA, 615 nt
Organism: Vairimorpha ceranae
Lineage: Eukaryota; Fungi; Microsporidia; Nosematidae
Product: rna polymerase iii transcription factor iiic subunit
Exons: 1
Biological process (GO): transcription initiation at RNA polymerase III promoter
Cellular component (GO): transcription factor TFIIIC complex
Source: RefSeq, a predicted model, not a curated record